UGCUGGCGCGUGGAACCCGAUUGGACCGUCAAUGAAGCCCUCGCGCUGUCUCGACACCUCUUAUAAACACCCAGAGCGCAGUAAGCGAGGAUACAGCCUGACUGCAGGGACUGGAGCGACAAGUGGCUGCGGGAAAACAACACCAAUGUGUCGGAGCGGGCAGAGGAUGCUGCCGCCUUGCUUACUUGUGGUGUGCUUGCUGCUUGGAUUCGGCCGGGCCGCCUUGUCUUGGACCGGGGAGAACCCGCUGCUGCAGCCCGGGAAUGCGACUCCCAACCUCGACUCCUUCCACACUCCUCGCCCAAGCGAGGACGAUGACGGCGGCGAGACAGCCUCCGCCGGCCCGGCCCUUAAACCGGAGGAUCCCGGAUUAACCUGCUACGAGGAUAGAAUGACACUCAAGCUACCCGGCACUGGCGUGAAGGCGCUCCGUGUGCGAGUGAAGAAUCACCUCCUUCCAGUGGCGAGCCUGGCCGGGUUUUGCAAGUACAGCGUGACGUUUAGUGGGGGCUACAGCUUGUUCACUACGUCAUUCAAGGGCUGCAACGUGAAGAUACAGGAAAUCAAUGGGAUCUCCUCCUUCGUGCUCACUGUGUUCUUCCCAAGGGCUGGGGGUGCAGGGCUGGUGAUGAGGUGUCCACAGAGCACCCCCAAACCUCUCCCCAAUGCAGCCUGUGGGGUCACCACUGUGACCUUUGAACUGCCAGAGGGACCCCUAGAGGAGGUCACAAUCUCAGACCGGUCUGGUUUGGAGAUGCUGAUCAAAGACGCCCCAGAUGAAUGUGCUUUCUACCUGAUGAAGGGAGACGGGAGGAAUGUGCUCACAAUCUCUUACUAUGCCAAGGAUGAAGGCUGUCCUCUCCAAACACAGAACAAUACCCUGGUCUUCCAUGUGACGUACAAGGACGCGGAGGGACGGCCAGGCUCUAUAGAGCAGAGGUGUCUCCCAUUCGAACCCCCUGCUGUCUGUGGCCCCUCCAGCAUGAGUACAGAUCUGCCAGAGGGGCCACUAGACCAGGUCUUCAUCCUGGAUGGGAAGAACAGCCUGGUUGCUGUGAAGGUCAAUGGCAGCUGUGGCUAUGGGCUGGUCCAGGGGAUUGGGAAGAACUACUUUAUGGCUCCUUACGAUGCUUGUGAUGUGCUGAAACAGAACAUUGAAGGCCAUGUCCACUACUCGCUGUCCGUUUCCUUCUCUGAUGUAAACGAGGUGACUCGCUUGAGGCAUAUGAAGUGCCGUGUCUUGGCUAAGCGUGAGAUCCUCCCUCCUCCCUCUCUCCCUCCCCUCCCUGCUGGUGUCUCGGUCUCCUGCAGUGAGGGGUGCAUGACGGUGCUGCUGCCUGCCGGUCCCCUCGAUCUGGUCAAAGUCAAGGAUGACUCCAAUAAUUUGGUUGGGGUGCAGUCUGCACCAAGUGCCUGUGGCUACACUCUAGAGGAGAAGGAUGGAAAGACCGUCUUGACGGUGUCUUACACAGCCUGCCAUGUGAAGACCUUGAAUAACUUGUAUGUCCUGACGGUGCUCUUCACCCCCUACUCCUCUGACCAGAGGGAGGUGACGGUAUCAUCCUGCCCUGUACCCCCAAAUCCCAUCCCCCAAGAAGGCUGUCUGAUCCCAGCUGAGCAGCAGCUUCCCUGUGGCCCCUCUAAGCUCUCUCCAGCGCUGUGCCGGGCUAGAGGCUGCUGCAUGAACCCCAAAACCCGCCGCUGCUUCUACCCUCUAGAGAUGUGCACGGCAGACGAGCAGUUUGUGUUUGCUGUUUACCGCAAGUCUUUCAAUCCGGAGGUCAACCCUGCCAGUCUGGCGCUCGCUGGGGACCAGUCCUGCCUCCCAGUUCUCUGCACUCCAGACUAUGCCAUCUUCAAAUUCCCAGUCACUGGCUGUGGGACCCGAACUUUUGUUGUGGGGGAGACUAGAGUGUACCUGGCUGAGGUGCAGAGCUUGAUCCAACGCAGACAGUGGACCUACGGGCUCAUAACCAGCGACAGUCCCUUUAGGCAAGUAUAUAGACGGAGCCCUGCCCUUAUUGCAGUGCUCCACUCUCUUUCUACCCCCAGUCUCCUUGUGGAAUGUCGUUAUUCUAAAGGGAACGUGGCCAGCACUGGGUUCCUGGUGAAGACCCCCACAGCCCUCCGCCCUGCCCCUCACCUGGGGGUGUUUCAGGUGCAGUUACAGAUUGCUAAAGAUGGGACUUUCUCCCAGUUCUACCCCUCCUCCAGCCUGCCCGUGAGUCUCCUCCUGGGGAGCAGAGUUUACCUUGAGCUGCGUCUGAUCAACCCCACUGACCCCAGCCUGGUUCUGCUGGUGCACUACUGCAUUGCUUACCCACGCUCCUCCAGUGCUGUGUGGGUGCUGCUGUACCAGGGUUGUCCCAAUGUCCUGGAUUACGGCAGCUCUGCUUCGCUGCACGUCGACGGCCAGCCCCCCCACUCCCACUCCAAAUUCAGACGACGCUUCAGUCUCCGGACAUUCCAGUUCCUGAGCAGUGGGCUAGCCCUGGACGAGGAGAUCUCCUUCAUGUGCUCCACUGAAGUCUGUUCUCCAGACCAGCGCGUCUGCAAUGAGGGUUGCUUUGAUGGGAGAGAUACUCCCAUCUCGAUAGACCCCAGUAUGAGACUGCGCUGUGCUGGUAAUCCCUGCCCGGGGAGUGUGCUGCUGGAGGGAGGCUAGUGAAGGAGCUCGGAGCCCAGGCAGGAAACGCAGCCCUAAGACUACAGUAACCAUUUCAAAUAAAGAGAACAAACC
Acipenser ruthenus (sterlet) is the source of this 2740-nucleotide messenger RNA. RefSeq lists its product as uncharacterized. Bases 32 to 2665 code for a protein of 877 amino acids. Gene Ontology annotation, cellular component: egg coat. Gene Ontology annotation, molecular function: structural constituent of egg coat; acrosin binding. The transcript is spliced from 18 exons. The record is from RefSeq and is a predicted model, not a curated record. Lineage: Eukaryota; Metazoa; Chordata; Actinopteri; Acipenseriformes; Acipenseridae. Gene Ontology annotation, biological process: binding of sperm to zona pellucida; prevention of polyspermy.